This is a messenger RNA of Microcebus murinus (gray mouse lemur), 2690 nucleotides long. RefSeq names its product DnaJ heat shock protein family (Hsp40) member C14 (gene DNAJC14). The record is from RefSeq and is a predicted model, not a curated record. NCBI's taxonomy places the organism in Eukaryota, Metazoa, Chordata, Mammalia, Primates, Cheirogaleidae. Gene Ontology annotation, molecular function: dopamine receptor binding.
UGUGUGGCUUAGUGGCUGUCCUUCAUCUCCCAGUUUCGGCAAAGCUCGGGAAUACAACCAGAGCAAUCCUGAGAGUCUGCCCCCAGUUCGCAGGCGUUGGUGCGCAGCCCACUUGCUUCGCUUCCAGCGGUGCAACUCGCAGAGAUCCCAUUCCAGCACGCGGAGGGCGACAGCAGAGGGCCCUUUAAGGGGCGGGGCCAGCGCUUCCCUAAGACCACCUCCUCUGAUUUGACUCAGCGCUUGCUGGACUGGCUCGCGCCUUGGCCAACCGCUUUUUCUUUUCCUUCCCUUCUCUUCCCUGUUGACCCCGGAAGUGGAAGUCGGCGCAAGUCGGCGGCCGAGGGGGGACGGAAGGCGGAAGCAGAGUGUGAGCGGGAGGCGGAGCCGGGGGAGCUGCUCUCGUAGCUCCCCCUGGCCCCAGGCCCAGUUGCUCGAGGGGGAGGAGUUACCGCCGCUCUUCGGCAUCAGAACUUAUCAUGAUGGCUGUGACCUAAGACCCUCAGGAAGCCCCGGGGUCAUGGCCCAGAAGCACCCCGGAGAAGGAGGGUUGUGUGGAGCCCACCACAGUGGUGGUGCCCCCCUCAGGACUUUAGGACCCUCUGUGGACCCUGAAAUACUUUCAUUCUCAGGACUCAGGGAUUCAGCAGAGACUCCUAAUGGUACCCGCUGCCUCACAGAGCACUCUGGUCCUAAGUACACACAGCCCCCAAACCCAGCCCAUUGGUCGGAUCCAAGCCAUGGCCCCCCAAGGGGUCCAGGACCACCUAGGGACGGAGAAGACCCUGAUCAGAGUGAGGCAUCUUCAGAAGAAGAGUCAGGAGUGGACCAGGAACUCUCAAGGGAGAAUGGGGCUGGUUACCAGGAGGAUGGGAACCCUUCUUUUCUUUCCAUUCCAUCUGCUUGCAACUGCCAGGGAACCCCUGGAAUCCCUGAAGGGCCUUACUCUGACGGAGGAGAUGGCUCUUCUAGCAACUUUUGCCACCACUGUACCUCUCCAGCCUUGGGGGAAGAUGAAGAGUUGGAAGAGGAAUAUGAUGAUGAGGAACCUCUUAAGUUCCCCAGUGAUUUUUCACGUGUGUCCAGUGGAAAGAAGCCCCCAUCCCGCAAACAGCGGCACCGCUUUCCAACCAAGGAAGAUACUCGGGAGGGUGGACGUAGAGAUCCCAGAUCCCCUGGUCGACAUCGGCUAGGGCGGAAACGAAGUCAGGCAGAUAAGCGCAGAGGCCUGGGAUUGUGGGGAGCAGAGGAACUAUGCCAGCUUGGACAGGCGGGUUUCUGGGGGCUGAUUGAACUGCUGGUAUUGGUGGGAAAGUAUGUAGAAACUUGUGGCCAUCUCAUCUAUGCAUGCAGGCAGCUGAAAAGCAGUGAUCUGGACCUUUUUCGAGUUUGGGUGGGAAUCUGGGCAGGGCGGCUGGGUGGCUGGGCCCAGGUGAUAUUCCAAUUUCUAAGCCAGGGGUUUUACUAUGGGGCAGGGUUGUUUACCCGUCUCCUUAGGCUACUGGGUGCUUUGCUGCUUCUGGCUGUAGCCCUCUUUUUGGGCUGUCUACAGUUGGGCUGGCGGUUUCUGGUGGGACUUGGUGACCGAUUAGGCUGGAGGGAUAAGGCCACCUGGCUCUUCUCUUGGUGGGAUUCUCCUGCCUUGCAGCGUUGCUUGACGCUGUUGAGAGAUAGCAGGCUGUGGCAGCAGCUGGUAAGAAUAGUUCAGUGGGGCUGGCUGGAGUUGCCUUGGGUCAAACAGAGGACUAACAGGCAGGGGAAUACACCUGUAGCUAGUGGGCGCUACUGCCAGCCUGAAGAGGAAGUGGCUCGACUGUUGACCAUGGCUGGGGUUCCUGAGGAUGAGUUAAACCCUUUCCAUGUGCUGGGGGUUGAAGCUACAGCAUCAGAUGUUGAACUGAAGAAGGCCUAUAGACAGCUGGCAGUGAUGGUUCAUCCUGACAAAAAUCAUCAUCCGAGAGCUGAGGAGGCCUUCAAGGUAUUGCGGGCAGCUUGGGACAUUGUCAGCAAUGCUGAAAGGCGGAAGGAAUAUGAGAUGAAACGAAUGGCAGAGAAUGAGCUGAGCCGGUCAGUGAAUGAGUUUCUGUCCAAGCUACAAGAUGACCUCAAGGAGGCAAUGAAUACUAUGAUGUGUAGCCGAUGCCAAGGAAAGCAUAGGAGGUUUGAAAUGGACCGGGAACCUAAGAAUGCCAGAUACUGUGCUGAGUGUAAGAGGCUACAUCCCGCUGAAGAAGGAGACUUUUGGGCAGAGUCAAGCAUGUGGGGCCUCAAGAUCACCUACUUUGCAUUGAUGGAUGGAAAGGUGUAUGACAUUACAGAGUGGGCUGGAUGCCAGCGUGUAGGAAUCUCUCCAGAUACCCACAGAGUCCCCUAUCACAUCUCCUUUGGUUCUCGGAUCCCAGGCACCAGUGGACGGCAGAGAGCCACCCCAGAUUCCCCUCCUGCUGACCUUCAGGAUUUCUUGAGCCGGAUCUUUCAAGUACCCCCAGGCCAGAUGUCCAAUGGGAACUUAUUUGCAGCUCCUCAGCCUGGCCCCAGGGCCACUGCAGCCUCUAAGCCUAACAGCACAGUACCCAAGGGAGAAGCCAAACCGAAGCGGCGGAAGAAAGUUAGGAGGCCCUUCCAACGUUGACACCCCUUCUUUUCUUUCCUCAAAUCAAUGUCAGGGAGUCAAAAGGGCUGUGUACAGCACA